AUGGCCCCCUGCGCAGGGCGCGUAGCCUUGGAGGACCAUGCUUUGAGGACCACCAGCUGGAGCCGGGGUGACUGGAGGCAGAGACACGAGCCGGAUUGGGAGCCGGACUGCCUGGAGGACAGACCCCAGACUCAGCACGUGCACCCCGGGCCCCCCCUGCGGGGUGGUGAGCUUGGCGGUCACGCUCACAGGGACCUGGGUCGCCAUUUCCCUGGGCUUCAUCUGGGGGCGGCCCCCCUCCUGUUGGCCCUGAAGGUGAACCCCAAGGUACUUGGAGAGCUGGCAGCCAACGACCCCCCGUCAGGGGCCUCACCCCCAUGCCAGCUGAGCGCCGUCUGUCCUGAGGACCUGGGGCUUCUCCUGGCGGGGGCGCUGUCCAGCCCCGAGCCCUCGAGUCUGGAGGAGGUGGCUGAGAGGUGCGAGUCCAGCGGCCUAACAUCCACCGCCUCCGUCCCGGAGCAGCUCGCACCUGAGCACCCGCAGCAGCUGGAGCAGUGGGUGGUGGACCUGCAGGCCGAGGUGGCGUCCUUGUGGGGACACAAGGCCCACUGUGAGCGAGCGACGCUGCGCCUGCUGCAGGAGCUGUUGCAGGUGCGAGCUCGCCUGCAGCUGCAGGAUGCAGAGUUGGAGAGGCUGCGGCAUGAGGUGCGGCAGGCGGCUCAGGCCCCCGAGAAGGAAGCCCUCCAGUUCCCCAGCCUGCAGCACCAGAACCAGAUGCAGGCCCUGGACAGGAGGCUGGUGGAGGUCCGGGAGGCCCUGACCCACAUCAGGAGGAAGCAGGCGCUCCAGGACUCUGAACGGAAGGCUGCUGAGCAGGAGGCCGGCCUCAGGUUGGCCGAGCUGACUGAGAGACUGAAGCAGGAGGCACGGGAGUGGGAGGUGGCCUGCAGGGCCUUGCAGAAGAGCCAGGAGGCAGCUGGCCAGAGGGUGGACGUUGAGGUGGCCAGAAUGCAGGCACAGAUGACCAAGCUCGGCGAGGAGAUGAGCCUCCGCUUCCUCAAGAGGGAGGCCAAGCUGUGCGGCUUCCUGCAGAAGAGCUUCCUGGCCCUGGAGAAGAGGAUGAAGGCCUCAGACAGCGCACGGCUGCGGGCAGAGAGCAGCCUGCGGCAGGAGCUGGAGAGCAGGUGGCAGCAGCUCCACGAGCGGGACGAGGAGCGCAUGCAGGCCUUGCGGGGGCAUUGCCAGCAGGAAGAAUGCCACCUUCUGGAGCAGUGCCGGGGCCUGGACAAGGCUGUGGUCCAGCUGACCGAGUUCGUGCAGCAGAACCAGGCGUCACUGAACCGAGUCCUGCUGGCCGAGCAGAAGGCCUGGGCUGCCAAGGGACACCUGGAGAACAGCCGGGCUGGGGAGCUGGCCGCCUACCUGCAGGAGAACCUGGCGGCCACCCAGAUGGCCGGUGAGCUGGCCCAGCGAGAGAUACGCAGUGCCCUGGAGCUGCUCCAGGAGAAGAGCCAGGCUCUGGAGGUGUCCGUGACUGAGCUGGUCAGGCAGGUGAAGGACAUGAGUGACCACUUCCUGGCCCUGAGCUGGAGGCUGGACCUGCAGGAGCAGACACUGAGCCUCAAGCUGCAGGAGGCACACAGUGAGUGGGAAGCCGCAGAGCAGAGAUCGCGGGCAGACCUGGCGCAGUGGCGAGAGGAGGCCGAGGCGCACCUGCAGGAGGUGCAGGAGAAAGUGGACAGCCUGCCGCGGCAGAUAGAGGCCGUUUCCGACAAGUGUGUCCUUCACAAGAGCGACUCAGACCUCAAGAUCUCUGCUGAGGCCAAAGCCAGAGAGUUCGAGGUCGAGGCUGUGCGGCAGGAGCUGGCCGGUCUACUGUCCUCCGUGCAGCUGCUCAGAGGGGGCAACCCAGGGCGGAAGAUCGCCGAGAUCCAGGGCAAGCUGGCCACGUUUCAGAAUCAAAUGAUGAAAUUGGAAAAUAGCAUCCAGGACAACAAGACUAUCCAGAACCUCAAGUUUAAUACCGAAACCAAGCUGCGCACGGAGGAGGUGGCUGCCCUGCGGGAGAGCAUGAUGCGCCUAUGGAGCAAGGGUGGCCCCUGGGCCCUGACGCUGGGCAGCAGGCGGGUGCUCAUGUCCCUGGUGAGGCAGCAGUUCUUCAUCAAGGACGUGGCCCCCAGCGAGGGGCUGCCCCUGAACCGCUGGGGCGUGUACCAGGCUGUGAGGUGGCUGCGGUGGAAGGCGAUGCUCAUGAACCUGGCGGCCCGGCGGAGGCCAAAGGCGGUCGGGGAGAAGCCCACUGGCCGGAAGCCCACCCAGCCACUCUCCUCCCUGGCCCCCUCCUGGAAAUAAACAGCCGCCCCGUG
This is a messenger RNA of Sus scrofa (pig), 2306 nucleotides long. Lineage: Eukaryota; Metazoa; Chordata; Mammalia; Artiodactyla; Suidae. The record is from RefSeq and is a predicted model, not a curated record.